Messenger RNA from Harmonia axyridis, 4109 nucleotides. RefSeq lists its product as uncharacterized. The transcript is spliced from 8 exons. The record is from RefSeq and is a predicted model, not a curated record. Bases 395 to 1219 code for a protein of 274 amino acids. Lineage: Eukaryota; Metazoa; Arthropoda; Insecta; Coleoptera; Coccinellidae. Gene Ontology annotation, biological process: epidermal growth factor receptor signaling pathway. Gene Ontology annotation, molecular function: receptor ligand activity; epidermal growth factor receptor binding.
AUCUUUGAAGUAAAACAACAUGGCGAGGUUAUAUUUCAGAUUUUCUUUGAGAAGUUUGUGAAAAGUUAAAUUUUUCGCGUUGUGUUGAAAUUGUGUGUAUAUAUACAUAAUUUUUUAUUUAUUUACAAAUUAUUGUGAUUGUGAAUCAUCUCUUCGGAUCUGGCCAUAAGAAUUGUGGUUCGGGCAACUAUCCCAACUUAGAGACUGUUGUUGACAGAACUUAAGAAGUUAUUCGGAGAAAUUCUGCCUUCAAAUUGAAUGGAAAUGUUUUGUGGAAAUAACGAACCUUGGAUGUCCGGACAAGAACUUCCUACUGAAUAUUAGAUUUGAUUACAAUAUCGGAAAACUUCCACCAAGGUGAAACAUUCUACCCGAUCAUGUAGCAGUGGCGCACAUGAUGCGGCCUACGUGGAAGUGGGGGCGCUACUAUCCCCCGACGGGGGCGGCGUCCGUCGAGCCCCCGUGCGCCCCCCGGCCCCUUGUCCUCCUUCAGCGGUACCUGGCGCAACUGGCCCUCGCCACGACAGGCUUCCAUCGUUUCCUAGCCAGAUUCUCAGGCAGGAGACGAUCGUCACAUCAGCACAAGAAAACACCCCCCUGGGUGAAUUUUUUAGUUUUAGUGUUAGCCUCAUCGUUAUUCAGCAUAGUUGAUGCCUGUUCGUCGCGGACGACGCCCAAACCACGACCGCCACCACCGCCCACCCCACGACCUAAUAUCUCCUUCCCGACGUACCAGUGCCCUCCUGAAUUCGCGGCAUGGUAUUGUUUCAACGGAGCAACCUGCUUCACUGUAAAAAUUGGACCUUCCCUGCUGUACAACUGCGAGUGUGCAGAAGGGUUCAUGGGUCCCCGAUGUGAAUAUAAAGAUCUAGAUGGGUCAUACUUACCGGCCCAACGAGGAGUGAUGUUGGAACGUGCUAGCAUAGCAGGCGGCGCAACAGUGGCCGUGUUUUUAGUCGUUAUAUUGUGCAUAGUUGUAUACCUACAUUACAAACGUCAUACCAAAGUGUCGAGGACUUCUUCAGAUUGUGUAGAUAGUCGUACAUCUUCCGCUCAUACCCCUACGUUUGGGACACGAUGGCGGACUCGUCCGCAAAUUGAGCUGCCUGUUAGAGUGCAUGAUCGAGGAGACAUUAAUCCGCAGAGUAAAGUGGAACUGCAUCGGGUAACAACUUUAGUUUCACCGAUUACAAUUUCCGGACUCCAACAGGGACCCUAAGAGUGUGUAAAAGGUGUUUGUAUAGCUAGCGACCGGCAAACUGUGGUAUUUGAAGAGAUGGCCCCUUCUGUUAACUUUUUCCUUGAUUUCUCUGAACUCUUAUCGAAGAAAUCUGUCUGGACUCACAGAUAACAUUUGCAAUGAGUCUGUGGAAGCUCAGGUAUCAUAAGCAGACACUAACUUUAUCCUAGGUAAUCCUAGCAAGCAAUGGUAGCUGAACCUCAUAUAUUUCAAAAUCGAAGUGAUAAAAGCUUUAAUUGUGUAACCGUUUCUGAGACUGGAAGAAGAUACGGAAGUCCAUAAUUGGUAUAAUAACUUUUGUGGCAGUGAAUAGCACUUGUUAUAUGCAGCUUAUGAUGUAACUAUUAACUUAUUUUAUGUUUUAUUUUGUCACGCAGCUUUUUUCCUAUAUUUUUGUCAAUAUUUUGGCAGCAAUUUGAAUAAUAAAUGAAUAAUGCUAGAGGAAUUAAGAGUAGUGAAGUUUCUUGGCAGUUAUUCUUUUCAGUUAUAUACCAAAAACUCAACACAAGUAAUCAAUCAACCCAAAACUUCCAUAUCUAAUUUUCAGAAGAUAGACAUGUUUUAAAAUUUCAAUAGUUUUGAAAUUAAUUUCACUAGAUAAUGUAGUGAUCCAAAGUUUAAAUAUUUAUAUAUUUAUUGCCGAAUAUUUUGAAUCAUCAAAAAUAUUUUAAGAAAGAGAUUGAGUUCAGUCCAGGGAUUGAGUAUGUACUUCUAAAAUAUUUUUUUGAGAAAAUAGACAUGGAAGUUUUAGCUGGAAGAUCGCAAUCCAGACCACUAGCUAGCUAUAUGACUUUUACACUGAGACAGUGUAAAUGUACAGCAAGUCUGAUUAUUGUAAGUCUGAACUCUUCUUGUGUUAUAUAAGUUAUUGAGAGAAAACCUGUAAAUACCGUUAUUUGCGUUUAAGAGCUAUUUUAAUGGAUAUCUUUGUAUUAUACACAAUUUAUUUAUAAAAUUUAGGCAGAUUCACUGAUUUAGGAAAAUCACGAUAAUUUGUUGAAUUAUUUACAUUCCUGGCUGUAUAUUGGUCGAAGCCUCGCUCUAAUGUUGUUACUAUUGUUAAAUUUUUUUAAAUUAUUGCAUAGUCAAUUGAAUUAUCUAGAACUUCAAAAGAAACAUCCACAACCUUCAGUCUGUACGGAUGUCUAAACUUAAAAUUUCUCAGAGUAGAACUCAAUUUACUUUUGAGGAUUGUAAGGUUGAAAGAAAUUCUCGUUAAAACUAAUUCAUUAAUAUCUGACAGAGUUAACAAUUAAAUCACCCUCAAGCAAAAUAUCAACUGUUUAUAGAGACUUUAAGCUUAGACAUCUUUUUUACACUACCAAAACAAAUAGAAUUGAGUAAUAAAUAAUAGGAGGUUGUUGAGAAACACAGUAAAAUAUAUGUGCUUGUGCCUUUGCUGUAAUAGAUAGAGAAAAAUCUGAAUUGUAAAAAAAUAUUUUUCCAUGAUUUUAUCCAGGAAGUUUGGAUAAAAUACUAAAUAAUUUGAAUAAACUUUUGAAUGAAUUCUUUUUAUUGUGAAUAUCGAAUCAAUAAAUAUUUGGAAUGAAUUAGAGACAGAUCGCAUUUAUAGUAUUAAUAUUUAUAUUUUCUGUAAAUCUUGAACAUACUUUUGAUGAAAUUUGAAAAAUUAUUCAAAUUCUGUACCGUUUCACUUGGGUGAAAUAAGAGGAAAAUCAAAAUUCAAUUUUCGGAAAAUUGAUCUAGUGGAAGGGAUCAUAUUGUCACUUAAAAAAUGUCACUUCAAAAAAAUUAAGUUUCAAAUCAAUUUAUGAUCUGUGCCAUUUAUAUAAUUUAUGAAGAUAUUUCCAAAUUAUCAUUUAGCGGAGGUCUUUCAAGUAAUUCCUAUUAAUCUGCAUCAAUCUUAAAACAAUUCUAUUUUGUUCCUCAUUUGGUAUAUUCCACGGCUGUCUAAUAAAAGAUAAUCUACAACCUUCAGUUGUGCUACUUUAAUAUUCCCUUGAUGCCGGUUACUAAUGUAAAAAUGUCGAUAAAAUUUAGUUCUGAUGUAAAAUUGAUAUUCAUAUUAUACUGCUCAGUAUCUGAUGGAGGUAUCAAAACUAAGGUAUUCGAUAAUGUAUUUAUAAGCACUUGGUUCCUAACUUAGUAUAACAAAUGUAAUAAAAAAAAUAGUUUCACAUACCAAAGCUGUAAAUGUUCGCUAUUUUAGUUCAUAUUUUAAAUUAUUAAAGUAUUCUUACCGUUAUUUAUUAAUUUUAAGUGAUUAUUACUGCUUUGGUAUGUGGCUGAAAUUUGAUUUUCAUCAUUUCCAAUGUGAAAAUCUAUGGCAUUGUUUUUACUUUCACACAUGACCAACUCGCAGACUGUAUGGAUCCAGUCUUAUCACAAAAUAUUGUUAUGAAUUCCUUCAGGCUGAAUUAUUGCUUCACUCAUGAAAUUGUAAAAAAAAAUUUAUCUUGGUAUUAUAACAUUUGUCUUUGAAUAUUUUAUUUCUAUGUGCAAAUACAAUCUGUGGUUUUCCAUACAAGAUCUGCUUCGUAAAUGAUGUCAAAACAUUUUGUCCAAUAGGUAUUUUAAGCUCACAAACCAAAGCCCAGUAGUAGACGUUCAUGCAGCUUUCUAGUGUUUUCUUGAUGUAAAUUUUAGUAAUGCUUAGAGAAUCAUAUGCAAGCUGCAUUAAGUAUGUCAUAUUGAAAUAGACCCCAAGUAUUGAUCAAUAUAAAAAUUAUAUUACAACAUUUUGUUUCAUACAGCAUACACUCCUAAUACAGUGUAUCUUUUAAAUUUCGCCGUUUUUAUAAUUGAAUCUUGUAUAUAUUUUUUGAUCAACAAAAUGUUAGAAACUUGUUCAUUACUUUCACAUGAAUAAUAUUAAUCGAAAUAAAAAAUAAUAAAAUCAUAUUACUAA